This is a messenger RNA of Coffea eugenioides, 1104 nucleotides long. RefSeq lists its product as uncharacterized. The transcript is spliced from 7 exons. Lineage: Eukaryota; Viridiplantae; Streptophyta; Magnoliopsida; Gentianales; Rubiaceae. Gene Ontology annotation, cellular component: membrane. The coding region runs from base 209 to 919 and encodes 236 amino acids. The record is from RefSeq and is a predicted model, not a curated record. Gene Ontology annotation, molecular function: zinc ion binding; ubiquitin-protein transferase activity. Gene Ontology annotation, biological process: protein ubiquitination.
AGUCCAAUCCAGAACACACCAAUCCUCCUCCCAGAAGAAGUAGUAGCACUACAACUACAAGGAAAGAAACACAACUGCUAGCACUGUAGCAAUUAAUACUCAUUAGAAAGCAGAGACCACCACCGUCUCCUCCGUUUGAUUUUUUUGCACAACUUUUUCCCCUUAAUUUUAGUUGUAUUUGUUAGAAGGCAAGAAAAAAAGGAGAAGGAUGGGAGAUGUGACAUUAUAUGUGGUGGACGAGGAGGAUGAUGCUUUUAUGUCAACACCCCAUCAUCAUUAUUGUCAUUCACCACCACCACCACCACCACCUUCGGCUUUAUGCAGAAUAUGCCACGAAGCAGAGUUGGAAAGCUGCAAGAGCUUGGAAUCUCCAUGCGCUUGUUCCGGAACUGUCAAGUUUGCUCACAGAGACUGCAUACAGAGAUGGUGCAACGAAAAGGGGAACACAAUUUGUGAACUUUGUUUGCAGAAGUUUGAACCGGGGUAUACAGCUCCUCCUAAGAAGGCCCAGCUGCUGAUGGAUUCAACAGCACUAAGAGCAAGCAUCAGGGAAAGCACGGAAACUCCAACAAGAGAGAGAGAGCAUGAAAUUGGAGGGGAAGAAAUGGUCGACGUCGAGUACUCGGAAUGCUCAUCCGCAGCCGACACCACUGCCUCCUACUGCAGAUCAGUGGCUCUUAUUUUCACGGCAUUGCUCCUGCUGCGACACAUGCUUGCACUGAUCAGCGGAGGAACAGGGGAUUACCCUUUCACGCUACUCACAUUGCUGAUUAUACGGGCUACCGGCAUCCUAUUGCCCAUGUACAUAUUGAUUCGGAUAAUCACCGCAAUCCAAAACAGCGUUAGGAGGACCCGUAACUAUGAGGUUUCUGAAGGAGAAACGCACCCAGUUUUUCAUGACAGACAGCAACGGAGAUGAGCAGUAGCAGUCGCUUCCAAGUGUCUUGACAGCCCUCCUUGUUACUUUCUCCCCGGCUCUAUCCUUUGUUAUUCGUGAGCAAUCAAACAAUCAAUCAAAUCUAGCUAUAGAUUCCCUUGAUGCAAGGUAAAUGAGAUGCGAACAACAAAUGAAAGUAAAUUUCACAAAUCAUGUCCCCGGCUCCA